Messenger RNA from Choloepus didactylus (southern two-toed sloth), 241 nucleotides. Its product is annotated as protein transport protein Sec61 subunit gamma-like. The coding region runs from base 35 to 241 and encodes 68 amino acids. Gene Ontology annotation, biological process: protein targeting; post-translational protein targeting to membrane, translocation. The record is from RefSeq and is a predicted model, not a curated record. The transcript has a single exon. Lineage: Eukaryota; Metazoa; Chordata; Mammalia; Pilosa; Megalonychidae. Gene Ontology annotation, molecular function: transmembrane protein transporter activity. Gene Ontology annotation, cellular component: membrane; Ssh1 translocon complex.
CCUGGCAUCUUAGCUGGCAGUGGAGCAGGCAAUCAUGGAUCAAGUAAUACAGUUUGUUGAGCCAAGUUGGCAGUUUGUGAAGGACUCAAUUCAGCUGGUUAAAAGAGGUACCAAACCUGAUAGAAAAGAAUUCCAGAAGAUUGCCAUGGCAAGAGCAACAGGAUUUGCUGUUAUGGGAUUCAUUUGCUUCUUUGUGAAAUUGAUCCAUAUGCCUAUAAAUAACAUUAUGGUUGGUGGCUGA